Oncorhynchus tshawytscha (Chinook salmon) is the source of this 1756-nucleotide messenger RNA. RefSeq names its product ras-associating and dilute domain-containing protein-like. The transcript has 12 exons. Gene Ontology annotation, biological process: neural crest cell migration; substrate adhesion-dependent cell spreading. The record is from RefSeq and is a predicted model, not a curated record. The annotation marks the transcript as partial. Gene Ontology annotation, cellular component: microtubule. Gene Ontology annotation, molecular function: GTPase binding. NCBI's taxonomy places the organism in Eukaryota, Metazoa, Chordata, Actinopteri, Salmoniformes, Salmonidae.
GAGAAGACAAAGGAAUUGGCACAGAAGCAAGCUCAGCAUCAGGACCCGGCCUCCCUGUCUCUCCUGUCCAUCAGUGAUCUGAUCCCAGACCUGCAGGUCGUAUUCUUCUGGAUGUCCAACAGUAUAGAGAUCCUCUACUUCAUCCAACAGAAGGCCCCAGCAUACACACAGGGCAUAGAGACGCUCGACUCUAAAGGUUCCAAGGAGUCGUUGCUAUCGGCGACCAUCUCAGCCAAUGAGGAGGCUAUGACCAUCCUGGAGGAAGUGAUCAUGUACACCUUCCAGCAAUGUGUCUACUACAUCACCAAGUCCCUGUACGUAGUACUUCCUGGUCUACUGGACUGUAACCCAUUCCCAGUGGACAGCUCUGAACCCUGCUGGAGAGGAGGUACAGGGUUUCCUGAGCCCGUUCGCAGGGUCCUGCAGGUGUUCCAGUACAGUCAGGAGCUACUCCAGGGGUACCAGGUCCACCCAGAGGUCCAGGCCCAGAUGUUCUCCUACCUCUUCUUCUUCUCCAACGUAUCUCUCUUCAACCAGCUCAUGGACAAGGGUCCGUCGCGGGGCUGGUUCCAGCGCUCUAAGGUUCUCCAGGUACAGGCCUGUGUCAGGAUGGUUCUAGAGUGGACUAGGAAGGCGGGGCUUAGUUACCUGGCAGAUAAGUUCUUCAACAAGUUCAACAGCGCUGUCAGCAUCCUGGCCACACCUCCUCAGCAGCUAACACAGAUGAGUUGGAAGGUGCUGUGUGCAGACCACCCCAGUCUGAAGCCCGUUCAGCUGCAUGGCCUGUUGACUCAGUACCAGUUGACAGCUGAGAUGGGGCCUGUUCCAAUCUGGCAGCCCAGCAGUGAGGAUGAGGCAUACAUAUACAGGACAGUGGACCUUUUGGAGAGUUUCGAGAACCACCCCCCCAUCGUCCUGCCCAGCGGGGGGUUCAGAGUGGACCUGGACAGUGACUGUCUAGAGGACAGCAUCUAUAGGCAGCUACUCUAUGUCAAACACUUCCUCUGGGGGCUACGCACACACACCCACCCCACUGUCAACAACACACACACUCACACACACCCCGCUGUCAACAGCACACACACUAGGGAGUUCCCUCCGUCCCACAACAGUCCCCGGUCAGGAGGGGUGGAGGAAUGGGUGAGGGACAGAACCCCAGGCCAAUGUCACAACAGUGUGAGGAGAAAUGGCACCGCCCCCCACCUCCGGCCGACCAACCAGGACCCUUCGUGCCUCCUGACUUCGCCCAACACGCCCCGGAACCCGGAAGGGGGUGGGGCUGACCUGGUUGGACACGCCCCCCAGGGACCCUACGGACUGGGCAUGGGACUCAUAGACGGACUGCACACGCCUCUGAAUGCUCCAGGGAUCUAUAUCAGAACUCUGAUACCAGACGGUCCGGCGGAGUCUGACGGGAGGCUGAGGAUUGGAGACCGGAUACUAGCGGUUAACGGGACCAGCCUGAUAGGAGCAGACUACCAGAGUGCUGUGGAUCUGAUUCGUCUAGGCGGAGGACGUCUGCGUUUCCUGGUGGCCAAGUCAGACCUGGAGGUCUCAGAGAAGAUCAGCGCUUCGUCCUGCUGACUGGAGGGAACGGCGGGAAUCUCCAGGGAAACCGCUGCCCCCACAGCUCUACCAGGAGAGACGAGGAAGAGAGGAGAUGGAUUCCAGGGAACCGCUGCCCCCACAGCUCCACCAGGAGAGACGAGGAGAUGGAUUCCAGGGAACCGCUGCCCCCACAGCUCUACCAGGGAGA